Molecule: messenger RNA, 1691 nt
Organism: Cottoperca gobio
Lineage: Eukaryota; Metazoa; Chordata; Actinopteri; Perciformes; Bovichtidae
Gene: uqcrc2a
Product: ubiquinol-cytochrome c reductase core protein 2a
Exons: 14
Coding region: 89-1462 (457 amino acids)
Cellular component (GO): mitochondrion
Molecular function (GO): metal ion binding
Source: RefSeq, a predicted model, not a curated record
GCUUCUCGGUGCAGUGGAUUCUGGGUAAUACGUCAGCCCGCCGCCAUAUCUGUCUUUCAGUACCGACUGAAGGAGAGAGUCUGAAGUCAUGAGGGGAAUCCGAUCGCUCAACAAUAUCCCCAAACGUUGCUAUGCAGCUGCCAGGAGGAGUGCAGCUCUGACUGAACCCCUCACAGUACCGUCCUCACCUGCACCUCUGCCUCCCCAUAAUGUCCAGGUGUCCAAGCUUCCGAACGGUCUGGUGAUCGCAUCGCUGGAGAACAAUUCCCCCCUGUCCAGUGUUGGUGUGUUUGUCAAAGCUGGGAGUCGCCAUGAGACUGUGGACAACCAGGGAGUCUCUCAUGUGCUACGACUGGCAGCAAACCUGACUACUAAGGGUGCGUCUGCCUUCAAGAUCUGUCGCAGUGUGGAAGCACUGGGGGGCAGCCUGAGUGUGACGUCAUCAAGAGAGACCACCGUCUACACGGCAGGCUGCUUGAGAGAUCACCUAGAUUCAUUAUCUGAGUAUUUGAUCAAGGUGAUCACAGCUCAGGAGUUUCGGCCGUGGGAGGUGGACGAUCUGACGUCCAGGGUGAAGAUCGACAAGGCUCUGGCCCAGCUGUAUCCUCAGAUAGGUGUUAUUGACAAGUUGCAUGAAGCAGCCUACAAGAAUGCCCUGUCCAACUCUCUUUACUGCCCGGACUACAUGGUCGGCCGAGUCUCCUCUACACAGCUGCAGUCAUUUAUUGAUGCCAAUUUCACCACUGGCAGAAUGGCUCUUGUAGGACUAGGUGUAAAACACUCCGUCCUGAGGCAGAUGGGCGAGGGGCUCCUGAGCGUCCGCAGCGGGGCCGGAGCCCCUGUGGCUAAGGCUGUUUACCGUGGAGGUGAGCUGCGGAUGCACAACACUGACGACCUGGUUCACGCACUGAUCACCAGCGAGGGUGGUGUAACAGGUAGCGCAGAGGCUAAUGCCUUCAGCGUGCUGCAAAGGAUCCUGGGAGAUGGGCCACAUGUAAAGAGAGGUUCCAACAUCACCAGCAAACUAAGCCAGGGUAUUGCCAAAGCUACCACACAGCCCUUUGAUGCCACAGCCUUCAAUGCCUCAUACUCCGACUCCGGCCUGUUUGGCCUCUAUACCAUUGCACAAGCUGACUCUGCAGGAAAGGUGAUCAAAGCUGCAAUUGCUCAAGUGAGCAGUGUGGCGGAGGGAAAUGUAUCGGAGGAGGACAUGACCAGAGCAAAGAACCAGGCGAAAGCAGAGUACCUGAUGUCAAUAGAGAGCUCUGAGGGUCUGAUGGAGGAGAUCGGUGCUCAGGCUCUGACCACUGCAGCGUACCAGCUCCCUGAUGCGGUUCUCCAGGUUAUAGAUGGUGUCACCCAGGACGAUGUGGUCAAUGCUGCAAAGAAAUUUGUGGAUGGCAAGAAGACCAUGGCAGCUAGUGGACACCUGGUGAAUACACCGUUUGUGGAUGAAGUAUGAAGAUAAAGUAUAAGAACGGUUGAUUUUAACUUGGGCUUGCUGUGAAGCUUCAAAAGGAAAGAGGACCUCGAAGUCACUGCCUCCUGCAACAAUUCAUUUGAUGUCAACAAUCAUUUGUAGUCUGUCCUGCAGUAAGUGUAAGCACCAACGGGGAGAACCAUAAUGCAAUAUCUCUUUUGUUUUUUGUCAAUUUAACUGUAUAUCUAUGUAAAUUAAAGAUGUAAGAAUC